CUCCCUCCGUGUGUUGCUGCUACCCGCCGCCUCCCCUUUUUCUCUCUGUCUUCCUCACCCACCCCCUUUCUCUCCGUCUCCCUCGUCCCUUCACCUCCAGUCUGCUUCUGUUGUCUCGGCGGAUUGUUGGGCUGUGGGAGAGAGAAAGGAUAUCGCGAGUAUUGGAGUUUUGGUGAGAGUUUGUGGAAGAUGGCGCCUGUUGUGACAGGGAAGUUCGGGGAGCGCCCUCAGCCACUGCGCCUAACAAGAGAAGCGAUGAGGAAUUACCUGAAGGAGCGAGGUGACCAAACUGUCAUGAUCCUGCACGCAAAAGUUGCACAGAAAUCCUAUGGCAAUGAGAAAAGGUUCUUCUGCCCUCCUCCCUGCGUUUACCUGAUGGGCAGCGGUUGGAAGAAAAAGAAGGAACAGAUGGAGCGAGACGGCUGCUCCGAGCAGGAGUCGCAACCUUGUGCCUUCAUUGGCAUCGGCAACAGCGACCAAGAAAUGCAACAGCUUAACUUAGAGGGAAAGAAUUAUUGCACAGCCAAAACCUUGUACAUAUCCGACUCCGACAAGAGAAAGCACUUCAUGUUGUCCGUCAAGAUGUUCUACGGCAACAGCGCAGACAUCGGCGUCUUCCUCAGUAAGAGGAUCAAAGUCAUCUCCAAGCCCUCCAAAAAGAAGCAGUCCCUCAAAAACGCUGACUUGUGCAUCGCAUCAGGGACCAAGGUGGCACUGUUCAACCGGCUGCGCUCCCAAACAGUCAGCACGCGCUAUCUACACGUGGAGGGCGGCAACUUUCACGCCAGCUCCCAGCAGUGGGGCGCCUUUUACAUCCACCUGUUGGAUGACGAGGAGUCAGAAGGAGAAGAGUUCACUGUGAGAGACGGUUACAUCCACUACGGCCAGACAGUCAAGCUGGUUUGCUCUGUCACUGGCAUGGCCCUGCCCAGACUGAUCAUCCGUAAGGUGGACAAGCAGACGGCGCUGCUGGACGCCGACGACCCCGUCUCCCAGCUCCACAAGUGUGCCUUCUACCUGAAGGACACAGAACGCAUGUACCUGUGCCUUUCCCAAGAAAGGAUCAUCCAGUUCCAAGCCACUCCAUGCCCAAAGGAACCAAACAAGGAGAUGAUCAACGACGGCGCCUCCUGGACAAUCAUCAGCACAGACAAGGCCGAAUACACUUUCUACGAGGGCAUGGGCCCCGUCCACUCGCCUGUCACCCCCGUGCCUGUGGUAGAGAGCUUACAGCUCAAUGGCGGCGGCGACGUCGCUAUGCUGGAGCUGACGGGACAGAACUUCACUCCAAAUCUGCGGGUCUGGUUCGGAGACGUUGAGGCUGAGACCAUGUACAGGUGCGCGGAGAGCAUGCUGUGCGUGGUGCCCGACAUCUCCGCCUUCCGCGAGGGCUGGCGCUGGGUGCGGCAGCCCGUCCAGGUGCCCGUCACGCUGGUUAGGAACGACGGCAUCAUCUACUCCACCACACUGACCUUCACUUACACGCCGGAGCCCGGGCCGCGGCCACACUGCAGCGCCGCCGGGGCCAUCCUGCGGGCCGGAAGCUCCAGCCUGCUCAGCAACAACAGCCAGGAGGCCGGCCCCGGCGUCUACGGCCCCAACAGCACCUCCAACGCGGGAGUCACAUCCUCAUCCUCCACCGCCGCGGCCGUGGUCUCCUAACGCACACAGGGCGGCCACUCAAUAUGAUAUGCCUUGAGAGAAAACGUACCACAAGGUAUACAAAGACUAUGGGAAAUAAUAAACAAAAACUGACUCACUCUAAAGUGCUGCGUGUUAAUUUUGGAUACAAAGAAGCUGAAAAAAAAAAAAAAAUUGGCGGGAGAAAGGAGCUAACGCAGGGGAAAUCUGAAGGAGGAGUGACAUCACGACUUUGUCAGCCAAUGGGAAUAAGCAAAAGUGCUCCUUGACACGCCCCACCCCCCACCCCACCUCUCCUGUGGUUACCUUAGGGACCUGCCUAUCCAGUUCUGGUGUUUUGGAAUGAGUGGAAGUUCCUGCAGGCUCAGAGCACCAGCACCUUUCUACAGCUGUGAGAACGGAAACACCACGACAACAAUACAUCCACCGUGUACAAAAAAAAAAACUCUCUUGAAAGGAAAGUAUUUUUUUGUUUUUUUUGUUUUUUUUGCGCUUCCCUCCCCUCGACCCCCUGCCCCUCCCACCACUCGUUUUAUAAUUAUUCCUUUUUGUUGUUUUGUGUUACUUUGCCUUCAUUUGUGGUUUCCUAAAAGGGGGCUGGAUGUAUUGUUGUCGGAGGGAGCGCAAGGAUGCAGAGGGACACACAUAAAACGUGACGAUAACAUAGUUUUUAUGGACCAAGGAUCUUGUAUAAGCUUUAGUAAAGGUACAUUUUUCUCCAUACCUUUUUUGUAUUAAACAUAUAGUACACUUUUGUUACCAAAUAGUUUCUAUUCUUCCUCUGAGCUUGGGCUUUGUUUUCCCCCUUUUUUGAGGUCCAAAAUCCCAACCUCUAUGUUAUUACGACCUUACUACAACGCCUGCUUUUUUCAGUCCGUGGACUGAACUUUGUUUUGAUACUCUUGCUUCUUCUGUUGGGGAGAAAAAAUCUGAAGUCUGGGUUGUUUAUUUACAUAAGCGAAGGUUGUUGUUUUGUUUGUUUUGUUUGUUUUUGUUGUUGUUUUUGAAUUGGGGAAUAACCUCAGAGGGCCUAUGUUUUAUCAUUGGUUUUUAUGAAGUCUUUAAAAAGAAAAGCUUUAAGCAACGCCUCUGCCUUGCCUGCAAUACUCUAUGUGCGCUAUGUCUCCUUUGGAAAGUAUACACAUCAGUACAUCUCACAUGGAGCCAUAGCAACAUUUGCAGAAUACAUCAAAAACUAGACUUCCAUGGUUAUGAAAACAAGUCAGUUUUGUCAUUUUUUCAAACUAAUGUAAUAAGCGUAGUCAUUGACUUAAAAAAGGAUAGCCUUAGUACUGUAUAUUCUUACUGUGUACACAGUCAAACCGGUCACAUAUCUAAUAUCCUGUAUCUGUUGCUCUAUUGGUCACUGUCAAUGUAUCAGAUAAUGUAGUGAAACUUGUCUCUCAAACACCCAGCGAGGUGUCUUCCAACGUGUGCUGUAGGUCUGGUGGCAUUUAACUCCAGUGGUUUUUCCAAAAAAAAAAAA
Molecule: messenger RNA, 3127 nt
Organism: Morone saxatilis (striped sea-bass)
Lineage: Eukaryota; Metazoa; Chordata; Actinopteri; Moronidae
Gene: rbpjb
Product: recombination signal binding protein for immunoglobulin kappa J region b
Exons: 11
Coding region: 190-1662 (490 amino acids)
Biological process (GO): Notch signaling pathway; regulation of transcription by RNA polymerase II
Cellular component (GO): nucleus; MAML1-RBP-Jkappa- ICN1 complex
Molecular function (GO): RNA polymerase II cis-regulatory region sequence-specific DNA binding; DNA-binding transcription activator activity, RNA polymerase II-specific
Source: RefSeq, a predicted model, not a curated record